Molecule: messenger RNA, 2538 nt
Organism: Daucus carota subsp. sativus
Lineage: Eukaryota; Viridiplantae; Streptophyta; Magnoliopsida; Apiales; Apiaceae
Exons: 4
Coding region: 1-2538 (845 amino acids)
Source: RefSeq, a predicted model, not a curated record
AUGUCUUAUGACCGAAGUUGGAUCACUCGACGAAUAAUUCCCGGUGGUUAUGGUUUUACGGAUGAAUAUAAUGAGGGGGUUAAAUAUUUUUUGGCAUUUGCGAGAAGCAAUUCUACAAAACCUCAUGAUCCAAAUCUUCUUAUUAGAUGUCCUUGCAAUACAUGUAGAAAUCAAUUACAUCAACUAAUUCCCGAUGUCGAGUUUCACUUAAUUGCAACCGGUUUUCUCGAGAGUUAUACCACAUGGCAUUAUCAUGGCGAAGCUAGCGGGUCGAGAAAUGAACAAGUGAAUGAUCAAGAAGAUGUGUAUGAUGAAUAUGAGAUGUUGAGGGAUGCUUUUGGGCCGGAAGCUUUGGAAGUAGAAAAUAACAUUUCCGAGGACCCGAACGAGCAAGCAACUAAAUUUCUAGAUAAUGUAAACAAUGUUGGGGAGCCCAUAUAUCCGGGCAAUAUAAAGUACACACAAUUGAAGUUUAUUUCGAGAUUACUACAUUGGAAGAGUCGCAACCAAUGUAGUGAUAAAGCCUUUGAUGAGUUGCUCCUUUUACUUGGGGACGUGUUUCCGGAGGGGCAUAAGCUCCCUUCCAAUUAUUAUGUUGUCAAGAAGAUAGUUAAGAAGCUGAGUUUGGGGUAUGAAAAAAUACAUGCAUGUGAGAAUGAUUGUAUGUUGUUUUAUGGUGAUGAUAAGGAUUUGGAAAAUUGUAAGUAUUGUAAUCUGAGUCGAUACAAAGCUGCAACACAUGCUGGGAACAAUACUAUUCCGAGGAAGGUAUUAAGAUAUUUUAAAAUCACUCCUCGAUUGCAGCGUUUGUACAUGUCUACCCGCACUGCUGAGCAUAUGAAAUAUCACAAGUACAGAACUGUGGAUGAAGGGGUUCUUAGUCAUCCUGCAGAUGGAAAAGAAUGGAAAGAAUUUGACAAAAUGUAUCCUGAUUUUGCAGCAGAUUUUCGUAAUGUCAGACUUGGUCUUGCAACUGAUGGAUUUCCCCCGUACAGUAAUGCUAGAUCUACAGAUCCAUAUAUGUUCAUGACACUGCUAGUACCUGGGCCAAAUGAUCCUGGAAAGAAUCUAAAUGUUUAUCUUAGACCAUUGAUUGAUGAGUUGAUUGAUUUAUGGCAGGUUGGUGUACGUAGAUUUGAUGCUUCUACAAAGACUAAUUUUAUGAUGCGAGCAACUUUGUUGUGGACUAUCAGUGACUUUCCAGGGUUGGGAAUGGUUAGUGGGUGGUCAACCCAUGGAAAGAUGGCUUGUCAUGUGUGUAUGGGUGAAGUUAAAGCUAAGCAACUACCGCAUAGUAGGAAAUCCAGUUUUUAUGGAUUGCAUAAGGGAUUCUUAGAAAAGCGCAGAAGAAAGAAAGGUUUUUUCAUUCGUGACAUGUGUGCAAGUAUAACUUUUCCACAACCUGGGAAGCCACACAGCAAGGAAAGGGCACAUGGAUUUGGUGAUUCACACAACUGGACACAUGUCACUAGCUUCUUUGACCUGCCAUAUUGGGAUUCUUUGCGUUUGCGGCAUUGUAUUGAUGUCAUGCAUACAGAGAAAAAUGUCUUUGAUAACAUUUUCCACACUAUUCUUGAUAGUGUCAAAACAAAGGAUACUAUAAGAUCAAGAAUGGAUUUGCAAGCAAUGGGUAUCAUGCGCGAGUUAUGGCUUAACGGUACACGUAAGCCAAAAGCUAAAUACAACCUCACCCGAGAUCAGUUGAAAUUACUAUGUAAAUGGGUGCAUAGAUUGAAACUCCCAGAUGGUUGUUCGUCAAACUUGAAGAGAUGUUGUAAGAUAUCUCAAUUGAAAUUUCAAGGCAUGAAGUCACAUGAUUGUCACGUAUUUAUGCAGAAUUUGUUGCCUUCAGCUUUUCGUGAACUUCUUCCAGAUGAUGUGAACAAACUACUUUAUGACUUGUCAAAUUUUUUCAAAGACUUGUGCUCAACCACACUUCUUGCAUCAGAUUUGAGGAAAAUGGAAAGAAACAUAGUUGGGAUUGUUUGUACGGAGACUAUAUUCCCUCCGGCUCUUUUUGAUCCAAUGGAGCAUCUUUUUGGUCAUUUAGUUGAGGAGUGUAUACUCGGCGGCCCCGUCCCAUCCCGAUGGAUGUAUAAUAUUGAAAGACUACAAUGCCGAAUGAAGCAAAAAGUGGGGAACAAAGCACGCGUUGAAGGAUCCAUUGCAGAAAAAUACAUAUAUGAGGAGCUCACACAUUUUUGUUCUAUGUACUUUGAGUCUGAAGUUGACACAGUGCACAACAUGUUAGGGAGGAAUAUGGUUCAUGAUCGUUCACGGGAUCCAGAAAAACUAUUAGCCUUCACAUAUCCGGUAGAGCUUUUGGGAGCUUAUAAAGGUUAUCAUUUAGAUAUGGAUUCCUUGCGCGUUGCAGCACAUUACAUCCUCACUAAUAUGCAUGAAGUGGCACCUUAUAUUACAAUGUUUGAAGAUGAGAUUCGAAGUCAAGGUGCACCAUUGUUGAGUGAUAUAGAUAUGGAUAAAUUGUUAAAGGAUAAUUUUGUCACGUGGUUGCGAAAUAAGGUAUUAGAGGCCUAA